Molecule: messenger RNA, 2169 nt
Organism: Manacus vitellinus (golden-collared manakin)
Lineage: Eukaryota; Metazoa; Chordata; Aves; Passeriformes; Pipridae
Gene: BMP1
Product: bone morphogenetic protein 1
Exons: 14
Biological process (GO): proteolysis
Molecular function (GO): metalloendopeptidase activity; calcium ion binding
Source: RefSeq, a predicted model, not a curated record
CCCGACCGGGAUGACCACGUCUCCAUCAUCCGGGAGAACAUCCAGCCAGGGCAGGAAUACAACUUCCUGAAGAUGGAGCCGGAGGAGGUGGAGUCGCUGGGGGAGACUUAUGACUUCGACAGCAUCAUGCACUACGCCAGGAACACCUUCUCCAGGGGCAUCUUCCUGGACACCAUCCUGCCCAAGUACGACGUGAACGGCGUCCGGCCGGCCAUCGGCCAGAGGACACGGCUCAGCAAAGGGGACAUCGCCCAGGCCCGCAAGCUCUACCGCUGCCCAGCCUGCGGGGAGACACUCCAGGACAGCCAGGGCAACUUCUCCUCCCCGGAAUUCCCCAAUGGAUACUCUGCCCACAUGCACUGCGUCUGGAGGAUCUCGGUCACCCCCGGAGAGAAGAUCAUCCUGAAUUUCACCACCCUGGACCUGUACCGAAGCCGGCUGUGCUGGUACGACUACGUGGAGGUGAGAGACGGGUUCUGGAGAAAGGCCACGCUGCGAGGCAGCUACAAGUGUGCCUGUGACCCUGGCUAUGAGCUGGCAACCGACAAGCGCCGCUGCGAGGCCGCCUGCGGAGGUUUCCUCACCAAGCUCAACGGCUCCAUCACCAGCCCGGGGUGGCCCAAGGAAUACCCCCCCAACAAGAACUGCAUCUGGCAGCUGGUGGCCCCCACCCAGUACCGCAUCUCCCUCCAGUUCGACUUCUUCGAGACCGAGGGCAACGACGUGUGCAAGUACGACUUCGUGGAGGUGCGCAGCGGGCUGACGGCCGACUCCAAACUGCACGGCAAGUUCUGCGGCGCCGAGAAGCCCGACGUGAUCACCUCGCAGUACAACAACAUGAGGAUCGAGUUCAAGUCCGACAACACCGUCUCCAAAAAGGGCUUCAAAGCCCAUUUCUUCUCAGGUAGAGCCGCCCGGCCCCGGCACGGGCGUCCCGUGCCCUCCCUCACCCCGCAGACCCUCCCCGCGCCCCCAAACCGCCGAGGUGGUGUCACCUUUGGAUGGGUCUCAGGGGGCUACGAGUGCCAGUGCCGCAGCGGCUUCGUGCUGCACGACAACAAGCACGACUGCAAGGAAGCCGGCUGUGACCACAAGGUGACAUCCAUCUCCGGGACCAUCACCAGCCCCAACUGGCCCGACAAAUACCCCAGUAAGAAGGAGUGUACCUGGGCCAUCAGCACCACGCCGGGGCACCGCGUCAAGCUGACCUUCUCGGAGCUGGACGUGGAGGCGCAGCAGGAAUGCGCCUACGACCACCUGGAGAUCUACGACGGGAAGGACGCCAAGGCCCCGGCGCUCGGCCGCUUCUGCGGGGCCAAGGAGCCCGAGCCCAUCGUCUCCUCGGGCAACAAGAUGUUCCUCAAGUUUGUCUCCGACAACUCCGUCCAGAAGAAGGGAUUCGAGGCCGCCCACACCACAGUGUGCGGGGGCCAGGUCCGUGCCGAGGUGAAGACCAAGGACUUGUAUUCCCACGCACAAUUCGGGGACAACAACUACCCGGGGGGCUCGGACUGCGAGUGGGUGAUCAUGGCAGAGGAGGGGUUCGGCGUGGAGCUCAUUUUCCAGACCUUUGAGAUCGAGGAGGAAGCCGACUGCGGAUACGACUACAUGGAGCUCUUCGACGGCUACGACGGGACGGCCCCGCGCCUCGGCCGCUUCUGCGGCUCCGGGCCCCCCGAGGAGAUCUACUCGGCCGGAGACUCCGUGAUGAUCCGCUUCCACUCGGACGACACCAUCAACAAGAAGGGUUUCCACCUUCGCUACACCAGCACCAAGUUCCAGGACACGCUGCACACGAGGAAAUGAGGGCCGGGGGUCCCGGCCCCCCCCGCGGGCAGGGGAGGAGGAGGAGGAGGGCAGGGAGGAAGGCGGGGAGCGCUGCUGCCCCGCACAGACUGCACGGAGGAGGAGCACACAGCCAACCUCAGCACUCAAGACACGCUCGCACGGGGCGCCGGGGCUCGGGCGCCCACGGCACGGGGGGCACUGGGGGGGUCCCCACUGGCAACCACCCACCCUGGUGCUGGGGGGGGCCGAGUGGGACCUGCUGCCCUUCCCUGCCCCGGCCGAAGCUCUGAAUGUACAAACCAGUAACCGGGAAGAGCCCAAAACACACACAAGGUGCUGUCUCUCUCUUGUACCCAUGAAAUAAAUACCCUUGUACUUGGA